Cladophialophora psammophila CBS 110553 is the source of this 735-nucleotide messenger RNA. Its product is annotated as 3-octaprenyl-4-hydroxybenzoate carboxy-lyase UbiX. The coding region runs from base 1 to 735 and encodes 244 amino acids. The transcript has a single exon. NCBI's taxonomy places the organism in Eukaryota, Fungi, Ascomycota, Eurotiomycetes, Chaetothyriales, Herpotrichiellaceae. The record is from RefSeq and is a predicted model, not a curated record. Gene Ontology annotation, molecular function: carboxy-lyase activity.
AUGUCCAGCGAGGUCCGAGGGCCGAGCAAAACUAAAAUACCAACGAUCAAAAUCACUACACCUCAGGCUGAAGACGGCAUGAAUUCAAAGGUCGCCCCGGAACGCCAGACGGCAGCCGCUGCCGUGGGCGCCGUCCAACCUGCGAAAGCGAGAAAGCGAGUCGUCGUAGCCAUGACCGGAGCAACAGGCGCUAUUCUCGGGAUCCGCCUCCUCGAAAAACUACGACGCCUUGAUGUCGAGACUCACCUUGUGAUGAGCAAGUGGGCAGAGGCGACGAUCGCAUUCGAGACCGACUACAAGAUUCGGGACGUCCGCGCUCUGGCCUCCAAGGUCUAUUCGGCACGGGACGUGGCGGCGCCCAUCUCUAGUGGGUCGUUCAAGGUCGACGCGAUGAUGGUGGUGCCCUGCAGCAUGAAGACUCUAAGCAGCAUCGCAACAGGCUACGGCGACGACUUGAUCUCUCGAGCGGCAGACGUCACGCUGAAGGAGAGGCGGAGGCUGAUUCUUAUGGCGCGCGAAACUCCCCUGAGCGGCAUCCACCUUGAGAACAUGAUGAAGGUCACGCAGAACGGCGCCAUCAUCUUCCCGCCGGUGCCGGCGUUCUACAUCAGGCCCAAGACGGUCGACGACAUAAUCGACCAGAGCGUCGGACGGCUACUGGACCUUAUGAAUAUCGACACGGCUGAUUUUGAGCGGUGGGACGGGAUGCGGAAGUUUGGGGCCAGAGAGGGAUGA